This is a messenger RNA of Anguilla anguilla (European eel), 1288 nucleotides long. It is a transcript of the gene akip1, whose product is annotated as A kinase (PRKA) interacting protein 1. Gene Ontology annotation, cellular component: nucleoplasm. Bases 572 to 1000 code for a protein of 142 amino acids. The transcript has 4 exons. NCBI's taxonomy places the organism in Eukaryota, Metazoa, Chordata, Actinopteri, Anguilliformes, Anguillidae. The record is from RefSeq and is a predicted model, not a curated record. Gene Ontology annotation, biological process: regulation of non-canonical NF-kappaB signal transduction.
UGUAAGACGGCGAGUGUCACACGCAGUCUGUAAAUUUUUUGUAACAACCAGGACUUAUAGCUAACGGCCGCGUAUUCUGAAAAGUUAAGCGCAAGCUAAAGGGUAGAGAGUAACACUUUCGUUUCAGACUGUGAUAACAUUGUAAUUCAAUUUAACUUUAUUUCAGACACAAGGGUCCAUAGCACCUUGUACAUUGUAAUGUAUUGCUGAAUGCCUUUAUAGCUGCAUGUGUCAAACACUAACAUGCUAACCUUUCUAUAGGUGUUCCUCUGUCCUAAUUAGCUUGCUACAGAUUGUCGAAUAGCUAUCUAGAAAGUUGGGACAGCAUGAGAGUUUUUGUGAUGCGAGCGUAGAAUAUAUAGCAGGAGGUUCAAAAUGUGUAGCGAAGUUUGCUUGUUAAUUUGUUUCAAGGUACUUGUCUUUUGGCAUUGUUCGAUGUCGAGUCAAGCCUGGUUAGAAUCGUCUCUGAGACGGUCUUCCAGGCUUGGACUGCAAGUGUUGGAACGCGCCCAGAGACGUAGCGUCGACUGGGCGAGUGUGAGUCCGUCAUCGCAGCCCACCCCGGUAGAGGAUGCCUCGAGAAACCAGCCCGAGCCCUGGGACGCGGAGUCAAAUGAACGCAUCUAAAACGCCUCGAAUUUGUUUUGUAUGGACACAGAAAGCGCGGACGCGUACAACCCUAGAUGACGCUUUUGAAACCGUAGUGGAAUUUAUGGCACAGACUACUCAUCAAUGCAAGAACUUCUAUAAGUCCGUUCCAGUGCAGGGGACCUCUGAGUUUGAGGUAAAGCACGUGUGCAGAUACCACUCACACCGGCUGCCACGGCCCUUAAAGCAUACCACCUCUAGGAGGAAUGAACAAACGCCGUUGGAGGAUUUCCACAUUGAAGUUUCUCCAGGAACCUACGCUGUCACCGCUGGGGCAGUAGACUCAAACCAGCAGACCCACCUGGUGCAGGUCGAAGCCGGAGAGAGCGUCAACCUGACAUUUCACCUCUAACGUUUCAACCUGUUAGGAUUUCACAGAUCGUAACAAAACUGUCUAAUGUGUGCAAUUUUUGUGUUUGCCCAGUACAUGCUUCAAGUCUGCCAAUUAAGUCGAUGUGCUUUCAUGUGUAUUGCUGCUAAUUUUAAAUAAGCCAUAAAUCCUUUUAUAAUGAAAUUUUAAAAAAUGUAUGUCAGAGGUAUAUUUCAAGAUUGAAGUUUAUUUUUUAUAAUUUCAUGUCUAUGCUGCAACUAAUUAAUAUAUAUGAAUCAAUGUGUCCAAUAAAGUAUAUAUUUCAAUAUU